Messenger RNA from Balaenoptera ricei (Rice's whale), 1609 nucleotides. It is a transcript of the gene FBXL16, whose product is annotated as F-box and leucine rich repeat protein 16. Lineage: Eukaryota; Metazoa; Chordata; Mammalia; Artiodactyla; Balaenopteridae. Gene Ontology annotation, cellular component: SCF ubiquitin ligase complex. The transcript has 5 exons. The record is from RefSeq and is a predicted model, not a curated record. The coding region runs from base 1 to 1449 and encodes 482 amino acids. Gene Ontology annotation, molecular function: protein binding. Gene Ontology annotation, biological process: SCF-dependent proteasomal ubiquitin-dependent protein catabolic process.
AUGUCGAGCCCGGGUGUCGACGGCGACCCCAAGCCUCCAUGCUUGCCUCGCAAUGGCCUGGUGAAGCUGCCAGGCCAGCCGAACGGCCUGGGCACAGCCAGCAUCACCAAGGGCACGCCGGCUGCCAAGAACCGCCCCUGCCAGCCACCCCCACCCACCCUCCCACCACCCAGCCUGGCUGCCCCACCGCCCCGGGCUGCUCUGGCCGGGGGCCUGUGCCCCCAGGCAGGGCUCCCCCUUGGUGGACCAGCCUUAGCCCCAGUGCCCGGGCCCCCGGUAGAGCGGCCGCCACUGGCCACAGACGAGAAGAUCCUCAAUGGCCUCUUCUGGUACUUCUCAGCUUGCGAGAGGUGCGUGCUGGCUCAGGUGUGCAAGGCCUGGAGGCGUGUGCUCUACCAGCCCAAGUUCUGGGCGGGCCUCACGCCUGUGCUGCACGCCAAGGAGCUCUACACAGUGCUGCCUGGAGGUGAGAAGGAGUUCGUGAACCUGCAGGGCUUCGCAGCACGUGGCUUUGAGGGUUUCUGCCUGGUCGGUGUCUCCGACCUGGACAUCUGUGAGUUCAUCGACAACUAUGCCCUCUCCAAGAAGGGUGUCAAGGCCAUGAGCCUCAAGCGCUCCACCAUCACUGAUGCCGGCCUGGAGGUGAUGCUGGAGCAGAUGCAGGGCGUGGUGCGCCUCGAGCUGUCAGGCUGUAACGACUUCACCGAAGCUGGGCUGUGGUCCAGCCUGAGCGCGCGCAUCACCUCGCUGAGUGUGAGCGACUGCAUCAACGUGGCCGACGACGCCAUCGCGGCCAUCUCUCAGCUGCUGCCCAACCUGGCUGAGCUGAGCUUGCAGGCCUACCACGUGACGGACACAGCACUGGCUUACUUCACGGCACGCCAGGGCCACAGCACGCACACGCUGCGCCUGCUCUCCUGCUGGGAGAUCACUAACCACGGCGUGGUCAACGUGGUGCACAGCCUGCCCAACCUCACCGCACUCAGCCUCUCUGGCUGCUCCAAGGUCACUGACGAUGGUGUCGAGCUUGUGGCCGAGAACCUGCGCAAGCUACGCAGCCUCGACCUCUCGUGGUGCCCACGCAUCACCGACAUGGCGCUCGAGUACGUGGCCUGCGACCUGCACCGCCUGGAGGAGCUCGUGCUGGACAGGUGUGUACGCAUUACGGACACUGGCCUCAGCUAUUUGUCCACCAUGUCGUCCCUUCGCAGCCUCUACCUGCGAUGGUGCUGCCAGGUGCAGGACUUCGGGCUGAAGCACCUCCUGGCCAUGAGGAGUUUGCGUCUCUUGUCUCUGGCAGGCUGCCCGCUGCUGACCGCCACAGGGCUGUCGGGCCUGGUGCAGCUGCAGGAGCUGGAGGAGCUGGAGCUGACCAACUGCCCUGGGGCUACCCCCGAGCUCUUCAAGUACUUUUCGCAGCACCUGCCCCGCUGCCUCGUCGUCGAGUAGCGCGGGGCCUCCCCGCCUCUCGGCCCCUCGCUCUCCUCCCAGCCCCGCCUCGAGCAGGGAGGGCGGUGGGCGGGCCAGCCCCGCGCACGCACGCACCCUCGGGGAAUUUGUGCAUGCCCCUCGCACCCGCAACUGCACGCCCGCCCUCCACCACGCCACA